AUGUCUGAUAAUGAUGAUGAUCAAUAUCAAAAUUUAACCAAAUCUAUUAAAUUACAGAUAGAAAUUGAAAAUAUUAGAACUGCUGCAUUUGAAGUAUCUCAGCUCUUAUUGGAUGAAUCAGAUAAUGAAUCAAAUAUGAGAAAUAAAAAUAAAGCAAUAAAUAUUUUAUUAAUAACUUUUUCUGAUUUAUAUUACAUUUUUAAUUAG
Funneliformis caledonium is the source of this 207-nucleotide messenger RNA. The record is from the annotation of a GenBank genome assembly. NCBI's taxonomy places the organism in Eukaryota, Fungi, Glomeromycota, Glomeromycetes, Glomerales, Glomeraceae.